This is a messenger RNA of Mercenaria mercenaria, 2126 nucleotides long. RefSeq lists its product as uncharacterized. Lineage: Eukaryota; Metazoa; Mollusca; Bivalvia; Venerida; Veneridae. The record is from RefSeq and is a predicted model, not a curated record. The transcript has 4 exons. The coding region runs from base 235 to 807 and encodes 190 amino acids.
UGCCAAAUCUUAGUUCUUUUACAAACUUCUAUUUAUCAUGAUAGCUUUAUUUUGUUUUAUUGAAAUCGGAGGAUAUCGUGAAACUAAUCAUAUAUAUUUUACAGGAAGUAAUCGUCGACAAUCUGUCAGUGAAAUAUAAUAUUUUGCGGUAGAAAGCUGAGAACGAGAAGAUAUAAUCAUUGUUAGAACUAGUAAAAGACUGAUUUAUUGCUGAUAUAAAUUACAAAACUAAAAAUGGAUAUCUACAACCUACCCCGGGACCGUGUUAAAGACACGCUGAAGAGCCCACCAGCGAGACAUGUGUCAGUGAGUGAUUCCUACACUGUGUCAAUGUUAAGUGUGAGGGAUCCUGUCGCAGACGACGAAUCGGAUGUGAGUGUAACAGAAAGCGGAGACGACACGGAGUAUCUAGCGGAAGCCUCGUUUGCAGGGGACGCGGAUGAACACAUCAAAGACCCUUGUGCAAUUUGUUUUACAAAUCGUAACUACUCUAAGAAAGCUACACAUUUCUGCAGCGACUGCGGACUUCUUGGGCACUUCCUGUGCGAGCAGUGUUUGGGAUUUCAUAAGAAGUUUACCAACCACAAGGCUGUUAAAUCGUUUGUAGCCGCAAAAUACAAAAGAGGUGGUAAUAUGACAGACACUCAGAAAGAGCUUGAUAAUGAAAGAGAAAGUGUUAAGGUCGCCAAACGGGAAGUUAGUGAAAGGAACACAAAAAUCAAAGAAUUAGCAGUGGACCUGCAAACAGCCAAUGUUCAGUUGAAAGUAUUGCGUUUUAAGCUACAGUUGACAGAAGACAUGAAAUAAAGAAGCCUGACUUAAAGGAAGAGUGGGCUUCUUCAAGAAUUUACAGAGGAUGGUGUUGUUUUACUGACACAAAAUGGCAAUUCAUUUGAUCUCCUAUGAUGAAGACUUAGUUCUAUGAGAAUGUAAACUGUUUAGCGUGCUGUUAUUACCGCUGUUGCGGUAACUUAUACGACAUUAACCUACACAAAAAUAUAUAAUCGAAACCUGUAACGCCCCCUCGAUACUUUAUAAAAUUAUUUUUGAUAUUACAUUUAGUACAUUCAUGAAAUUUCCUACAUUUGUACGAAAACAAUGUUGUAAAUCAAAUGUUAAAAUUUCAGCAAAAUUGAAUAGUGCAAUGAUAUCAUCUUAUUUAUUCGGCGACCACUACCCAUUUUAAGUCAGGAGAAGGCUUUACAGGUGUAGAUCUUGAAUUUCCUCUGGUGUUUGGUCAAACCAAAUCUAAAAUACGAUAGAAAAAAGAAGUAAUUUUAUACGCUGGUGUAACGGGACGUAUUAUGGAACACCUGCGGCGGCGGGCGGCGUGCUUCAACACAAAUUGUCCGCUCUCUAAUUUGAGCAGUUUUUGUUCAAUUUUCACAAACCUUGGUUUGAUUACCGGCUGGAUAUUACAAGUCUCUCUGGAGUUAUGACCUUUGAAAUACGCAAAAUUGCGAAAAUUAGAAUUGGCCGCUCUCUAACUUAGCAAUUCUUGUCCAGAUUUCACCAAAAUGACUCAUGUUUAUAGACAUAAUAUGUUGGCCAGGUUCGACAACCAUCCGGAUUGUCCCAGCGGCUCUAGAAUUAUGGCCCGUGAGUUAGUAAAUAUUGCGAGAAAUUGACAAUGGUCUCCUGUGGCCCUCUAGAACUUGAGUAGUUCUUAUUCGAUGUUCACCAAACUUGGUCACAAUGUUUAUGGGCAUAAUAUCUCUGACAAGUUCAAUUAUCAGCUGAUUAGUCCAAGUCACUUUUUGAGUUAUUACACCUGAAUUACCCCAAACUGUGAGAAUUGACAGUGCAGUCAAAUAACUUAAUCUAGUGUUCACCAAAUUUAGUCACAAAGCUUACGGGCCUAUGAUUUUAGCCCAGUACGAUAACCAGUCAGAUCGUCUUUGUCGAAAUUGAGAAAACUUAUAACUAGGUUGCUUAAUAAGCAGAGUAUUUUUAAAGUCAAAAGUAACUUGCUGUAAGGGAGGUAUAUUGUGAUAGAUUGUUUUAUGAUUUUCUUGCCGUGUAAAAAAAUUCGUUCGUUGUAAAAUUUUAGACAUUUUUUUUUAUAUUUGUGUGGCCUUUUAAAAUAGGGUUGAGAUCGUAAAGUGAAUAAAAUUUUAUCUUAGCAA